Molecule: messenger RNA, 488 nt
Organism: Salvelinus sp. IW2-2015
Lineage: Eukaryota; Metazoa; Chordata; Actinopteri; Salmoniformes; Salmonidae
Product: ephrin type-B receptor 4b-like
Biological process (GO): ephrin receptor signaling pathway; protein phosphorylation; axon guidance
Cellular component (GO): plasma membrane; dendrite
Molecular function (GO): transmembrane-ephrin receptor activity; protein binding
Source: RefSeq, a predicted model, not a curated record
GGUCAGUAUAAGGCAGGGUCAGGAGUCCGCGUGGGUGUGUCCUGUGUCCGGACCAAUAGCAAACACUUUGGGAACAGGCUCCGCCUACUGCCUCUGUCGUCCUGGUUACCACAGAGCAAGUUCCGACCCCACACACACACCCUGCACACACCCCCCCUCGGCGCCCCGCUCCAUUGUGACCCAGAUCAACGACACCAUGGUGACGCUAGAGUGGUCGGAGCCUUUGGAACACGGUGGCCGUGGAGACCUGACCUACAGCGUGGGGUGUGUCCGCUGCGGCGCCUCCUCUCAGAGGGCGUGUCUUCCCUGUGAAGAGGGCGUGUCCUAUCGCCCCAGCCAGCACGGCCUAUCACAGCGCAGGGUGGUCAUCCGCGGGCUCCUCCCACACACCACCUACACCUUCACGGUUCAAUCGGAGAACGGCGUUUCACAGCUCAGCCUAUCGGAACCCUCCGUGGAAAGGGUCAAUAUCACCACCAGCCGAGACG